Messenger RNA from Priceomyces carsonii, 2493 nucleotides. RefSeq lists its product as uncharacterized. The coding region runs from base 1 to 2493 and encodes 830 amino acids. Lineage: Eukaryota; Fungi; Ascomycota; Pichiomycetes; Serinales; Debaryomycetaceae. The record is from RefSeq and is a predicted model, not a curated record. The transcript has a single exon.
AUGUUGCCAAAUCCAACAGGCAAUGCUUUGAAUGACUCUGAUAUAUCUUUGGAAGGGACUGAAGUUCAUAGUGUUGAUCAAUCUGGACAAAUGAUGAGAUCACUAAAGACACCUGCGAGACAACACACAGCAUUAGAAGACUCAAGUUCAACCGCAUCUAGUCCAUUCAUAUCUAAUCCGGAGGAAUUGAUGAUGUCACGAAUUACGACAAGAGAUGAGUACUCUGAUCUUGAUGAUAAACAGGAAAUUGAUUCUGUUGUUGAUGGGCUUGAUGGUUUACGUAUUGAAAGUCCUAAUAUUUCUAGAUUAGAUUCCACUCGAAUAAAUGAUACGAGGGCCCAACUUGAUCUGGAUUUUGAUCUUGAUGAUUCAGAUGAUAUCAUUCCGAGCGCAUCAAGAAAAAGUCGUCUGAGGAAUACGUGGAGUAACCUAAGAACCUCUUCUGUAGAUAUGUUCAGGCCUCCACAUUCUGCUUUUUCUCAGAAGGAAUAUACUAAGAACGAUUCUUAUGUCAAGACUGAUAUGAUUCCACGUUUCUUGACGCAAGAUGCAAUAUCAAGUUCAUCCCGUGUAGAUGAACUUAAUAAACAAAUCACUGGUUAUAAAAUUCAGGUCAAGUUUUUCCGCCAAUUUCUCCAAAGUCUAAUUGAUAAAGCUAGAAAUGAUUCAUCCGGCACAACUAGCUCUUUCAGCUUAAGUGAGUUAACUGACUUCCAAAGUAAUUUUAAUGAAAUCGCUCCUCAAGCUUUGGCACGAACCGAAUUAGUAAAGUUGGAACUGGACUACAACAAUCUCGCUGAAACAUAUGAUCUGAUUUACCAACUCAAUCAAGACUUAUAUGAGAAUUUAGAACAGUUUGAAAAGCAGUUAAAAGAAAAGUCAUGUCAGUUGGAGGAGCAACGUAGUUAUAUUGAAUCGUGUUCUAAAAUAGUGGAUGAGGUUUUCCUUAUUCUAAUUUCCGGCAACGAAAGAGAUCGUAAUCCUAAACCUGAUAUAGCUGUUUUUGUUGAGUAUUCCAAGAAACCCCUUGACCUGAAAAUUCAAUCAGUUAGGACGGAAUUGAGCAAAAGGGCUGAACUGUCUUAUCAGAAAAACUACCCUUCGCCGCCCUCGUCUAACCGAGACAGUCAUCAUGCCACGUCUUCUGCGGAUAAUGAGAGUAUAACCAGUUUGAUGAAGGCAUUGCAAGACCUUCAGAGUCAACAUUCAGAAUAUCAACUUAAAACAUCUGAAGCUGAAGCUGAACUCAGGACAGAACUACAGGAGUCAAAACAUUUUAAGGAACAAUAUCAGGAUUUAUUGAAGAAAUAUAAUGAGCUUUGCAGCACAGUGGAAAAUUCUCCAGAUAAAAAAAUUAUAGGAAAUGAAGACGAACUGAAACAGAAAAUGGAGAACAAACUUCGGGAAUAUGAAGCUACAAUCAGUGACCUUCAAAAGGAAUUAUCUCUCCAAAAACAAGAUGAGAAUGACAGUAUCAAUGAAACCAUUGCCAAACUUUUAAAUGACUCUAGAAGUCUGGCAGAGUCCGAGAUACAGAAGCAAUCAGUACAGUGGAAAAGAGACUUUAGGCAAUUGAAUGACGAUCUCGGCGAACUAACCCAGGAAUAUCUCAGAUCAAAGAAUGAAUCAUCUAAAACAAUAGAAGAGCUCCUGAAGAAAUUAGAUAAUAGGAGACUUGAAAUUAAAAGCUUAAAGGCGAAUCAAGUAGAAUUGAAUAGGUUAAAAGAUGACUUGGAACGUUCCAUUGAAGUUCAGAGAAAAUUGAAAGCUGAGAAAAUAAAGCUUUCAUAUAGUAUUGAAGCUCUCACCAAUGAGAAAGUCUCUUUACAGUCAACAAUCGGGAGUUUGACUGACAAAAUUACUUCUUUAGUCAUAGCUGCAAACAACAAUCAAGAUAACAAUAGAAAUUCAGACCUGCCUUUGGAAGCUCAGUUACGAGAGUUCUUAUUAUUUGAUGUAUGCGAGUUUCAGAAGUUCUUAAGCUCUUUCAAUAAGAUAGCGGAUGACAUCUCCUUGAAAGAACCAACUAGAAAGAUCGAGGUAUUACGGCAGAGAUUAAAAAAGAACAAACCAAUCAGUUCAGGAACAGAUUGGAGUGCCGUAACAAUGGAGUAUCAUAAAUCUGUUUUUGAAUACUUCAGUAGAGCCGUUGAUAUUAUUGUUAACGAUCAUGUCAAACUACUAUUGAAGGAAAAUGACACUAAUACUCAGCAUAGCACAUAUAUAUCAAAAUUGCAUAAACGCAUUGAUGACCUCAAUGCUGUCAAUGAAUCCUUGUCCAAUCAGCUUAGCAUGCAAGAGUUUGAUAAUCAGUCUGUGGAUGAUUCAGGUAAUACUAGUUCACCGGUAGCCAAAUUGAGAAUUGAAGAGCUUUCCAAAAGAUGGAAAUCAGAAAGAGAGGCUAGAGUUUAUGAGAAUAAUGAAGCACGUAUUAGGUUGAAAGAGUUGGAACAAGAGAAUUUACGAUUACGAUCCCAACUUCAUACCUCUUGA